AUGUCGGACGGCUGUGUCGGGGAUCUUGCCAUAACCCACUCCGAUGACAAUGUCCGAUCCUUCGCCCGCAGCUCUCACGGCCGGGAGGCACGCCGUGAUCCUGACAUCCUCCAUGCCCCAGUACAAGCUCAGCGGGUGGAUCAGAUUCUCACGGGGAUUGAUUACCCGUAUGUUCCCCUCGCGCAGAGCGAGGCCGCGCUCCCGGCCAUCCAGGCCCACGGCGACUUCAGCGAUACUGAGAUGGCGCGUAUCAACAAUCGCAGUGCACUCUCUCUGUUUCCGUGGGUGGCCGAGGUACUGGGUUAUUGA
Molecule: messenger RNA, 309 nt
Organism: Aspergillus ibericus CBS 121593
Lineage: Eukaryota; Fungi; Ascomycota; Eurotiomycetes; Eurotiales; Aspergillaceae
Exons: 2
Coding region: 1-309 (102 amino acids)
Source: RefSeq, a predicted model, not a curated record